Molecule: messenger RNA, 977 nt
Organism: Mycotypha africana
Lineage: Eukaryota; Fungi; Mucoromycota; Mucoromycetes; Mucorales; Mycotyphaceae
Exons: 2
Coding region: 122-712 (196 amino acids)
Source: RefSeq, a predicted model, not a curated record
UAUUUUUAUAGACUUUCUACUUCUUCAACCACUCUCUCUUUCUUUUCUUUCUUCACAUUUACAGUCCAUUCAUACUCGCCUUUUCAACCCUUUCUGAUUGGUCUAAAAAAAAAUAUCGAUAAUGAGAUUCUUUGCAGCAAUUUCAGGAAUCGCCUUGAUGAUCUCAAGUGUUGUUGGACAGUUAACUGCACCUAUGCAGAACUAUAAUGUGACAAGCCCUGUAGCAAACGGUCCCUACGUUGUCGGUCAGGUUCUACCCUGCACCAUUGUUCUUUUCGAGAAUAUCGUAUCAGAUAUUAGUCUCUCUAUUACACUUCAAUCUGCUGCUGCAGGCUCUAAUGUCUCACUGCCGGUCGCUACAUCUGUCGACACAUCCAAAACGCCUGCCAGUGCUAAGCAAAAUGGCAACGUUACUUAUUAUGAACAUUCUGUAAACUACAAUAUCCCUACCACAGUUACUCCUGGCCAGUACAAAGUUGUAUUCUUAGAUUCCAAGACUAAUACUCAUCUCGAUGUUCCUAUUAAUGUUCUUCCUGCCGCCUCUGCUUCUGUUAUCAAUUCUGCAUCCGCAACAGGCGGUGCUUCUGCUUCAUCUACUUCCUCUGGUUCUAUUUUUAAGAGUGAAGGCAAUAGUCAACUGGCUUCUACUCAACAUAAGGUUAUCACCUCCGUUGCCAUCUUUGCUGCUGCUGCUCUAUUUUGCAUGCUGUAAAAAGAGAUUGAAGCAAUUAAGUUUGAUUUGCUACUGCUGCUGCAAUCUGUUUGAUGCAUUGCUUCACGAAGGUUGAAUACAUAGUACAUGCAAUUCAAUUUUUUUUUUUCUAUCCAAUACACGUGCAUAUAAUAUUUACUCUCUUUUUUGCUGAUUUGUAUAACUGUAAUUCUUUGUCUAACCCACUUUCAACAUAAUAAUGAAUAAAGGUCCUAUAUAAGGAAAGUGUAUAAUGAAAGUUCACAAUUACUUGUCAAAAGUGAGC